GGUGCGAAAACGGGGCGUCGUUGCGGGGAUCGAGGCGGAUUGGGAGCACCGCUGCCGUCCUAGAACUGCAAAAGUCCGUGACAGGUACUCGGCGCGGGCACUCGUCACCAAGCCCUGUGUGGGAGCAGACACGCGCACAGCUCUGCUCUGCCGACAGAUGCGGCGGACGGCGACGGACGAGGGGGGAGCUGCCGCCGGCCCCGCCCAGCUCUGGCACGCGCAGCACGACGUGACGGCGGCGUUUGACGACGCCAGCGCCGAGCGGCGCCUGGCCGCCAGGGGGAGACUGGGCCGUGCGUACUCCCCGAACGUGGGAGACUCAGAUGGCAGCACCUGCAGCGACUACAGCUUGCACCGCCGUCAACAGAGGGCAGGCGCGGCGUCGAGGAUGGCGCCACUGUCCUCCCCUCGUCGUUGGAACGGUCGGACCCCGCAGGGCAGGACCUCGAGGCGCUUGGAGAGCAACGAGCGGGAACGAAUGCGCAUGCAUGGACUCAACGACGCAUUCGUGAGCCUUCGGGAGGUGAUACCUCCGGUCCGCGGUGCCGAGCGGAGACUGUCGAAGAUCGACACCCUGACCCUGGCCCGGAACUACAUCAUGGCGCUCACAAACGUCAUAUGCGAACUCAAAGGAGCAUCCAAGCCAUUCUCGUUUCUUGAUCAGUUCACCCCGACCCCGGAGGAGCAGCUGGAGGAGGCUCGGCCUGACUUCCGGCGGGGCGUGUCGGGCGGCGGCCACUGGCAAGCCGCCUCGUGAGGUCAUGCCCCGCGGCCGGCCGGGUCAGGAGGUCGUGCCCCGCGGCAGACAGCGCCGCCAGCUCGUGCCCCGCGGCCGGCCGGGUCAGGAGGUCGAACGCGAGGUGAUUGUACAAGGAAGCCGUCAAAACAGCGGGACGUCCGACCCGUGCCGAGAAACGACACCGCUGCGCCACAUUUGAGUCGGGCCGGAAAUUGUGGCUGUGCGGUGACGGACCCAAUGACCGUCAGGCAUUAAACCAAGCGUUUGGAAGUGACGAUAACGCAUGGAAGUCGAGAGGUGUGCAUUCCAGGAAGAGACCAGGCAUUAGUGUUGAUUGCUUUUCCGUUGCCGCGUGUUUCGCUGCGAGCGCGGUGUGGCACGAUGUAGUUACAAGAGUUUGGCCAAUACGGUUACUAUUCGUAUUUGGGAAAGCCAAUGAAUGAAUCGUAUGGCGUCGUGUGAGUUGUGUUACUUGUCUCUGUUUUGGGCGAGCCAAUAAAACGCAUGUGAAUGGUUUGUAUACAGACUACCGCCUCAGUUCGAUGCUAUUGCCCAAGUGUUGCUUUUUGGGUGGCUGUAUAGGUUUCAGUUGUAUAAAAGUUGGGCUGGGAUAGAGAUGACACGUCUGUGUCGUUUCCAUAAUUACAAUUCAUUUCAGGUUUAUAACCGGAAUGGUGGCAGUUAACAAGCGCUUUCCAAUGACAGGGUUAG
This is a messenger RNA of Pollicipes pollicipes, 1450 nucleotides long. Its product is annotated as class A basic helix-loop-helix protein 15. The record is from RefSeq and is a predicted model, not a curated record. Gene Ontology annotation, cellular component: nucleus. Gene Ontology annotation, biological process: positive regulation of transcription by RNA polymerase II; sensory organ development; axon development. Gene Ontology annotation, molecular function: protein dimerization activity; DNA-binding transcription factor activity, RNA polymerase II-specific; E-box binding. The transcript has 5 exons. NCBI's taxonomy places the organism in Eukaryota, Metazoa, Arthropoda, Thecostraca, Pollicipedomorpha, Pollicipedidae. The coding region runs from base 158 to 757 and encodes 199 amino acids.